AUUUCUCACCCAACGCCGUAUUCCCCUACUCAUUCCUGUCUUCAUCCCCUGAUCCCCUUUCAUUCUCUCUUCCCUAAGACCCUAACCUUAUUCAAUAUUCCGCAUAAUUCUAGCGCCGGAAGCCCGUAUCCUUCCUCAUUCAUCUUGUAUUUUCUUCAUCUUCAUCUUCAACUUUGGUAGUCCAUCUACUCUUCAAGAAAGAUGUUGGAGUUGGUGUGACUUUGAGUGCACCAAUGACAUGUGAUUGGGAUGAUUUUCAAUGCGUGGUUAGUGUGUGUGUAUGUGAUGAGCCAUGAUAUGUUAGUAUGGGAAAUGAGAAGACUCCAAGUGAAGUCUAGAGCAGGCAGCAACAAUAGCAACAAGACUUCUGAAGAUCAGUAGCAGUUUGACCAAGCUGCUCGACCAAGACCUCAGCUUGCUCGACCGAUUUGCAUUCUCUGGUGAUGCCUUUGGGGACUCUCCAGCCAAGUUUGGUGACUCGGGUUAUUGGAGGGACUUCUUGUUUACAAGCAUGCCUUUUGCAUACUCUACCCAAUGUUUCUUAUAUCAGAAAAUCAGAGUUUGUGAAGCUCAAUGUCUACUCUAAAUUUGGAUUUAUUGACCAUUUGAAGGUAUGUGGUAAUCUAUCCAAGUUUUUGUUGAAAUAUAGAGUUUUGCCGCAAACUUCUAGUCGUACUUCUCCUUUGGUUGUUAACAAUGAUUAUCCCCAAAAUGCGGAUUUGCCAAAAUAUUACUCUAGGAAGGAAAAGAAACCUUUUCCAGUACCUAUAGUAGAGCUGAGGCGAGCAGCCAGAGAAAGAUUAAAAAAUAGCAGAGGCCAGCGUAGGAGACCUGUGCCACCACCUAGAAAUGGAUUGUUGGUUAAGAGCCUGAUACCAGUUGCUUAUGAUGUCCUAAAUGCGAGGAUAUUAUUGAUAAACAAUCUGAAAAAGCUUUUGAAGGUUGUCAACGUCCAUGCUUGCAAGUACUGCAAUGAGAUCCAUGUGGGACCUGUAGGGCACCCAUUCAAGUCUUGUAGGGGCCCAGGAACAUCGAGUCGGCAUGGUCUUCACGACUGGGGAGCUGCUGUGGUGGAAGACAUUUUGGUCGAGCCGGAUGCUUAUCAUUUGUAUGAUCGUCUGAGGAAACGUAUUGCUCAUGACGAAAGAUUUUCGAUUCCCCGAAUUCCUGCUGUAGUUGAGCUUUGCAUUCAAGCUGGAGUUAAUCUUCCGGAAUACCCUGCAAAGAGACGGAGGAAAGCCAUUAUUCGUAUUGGGAAAAAUGAAUUUAUUGAUGCAGAUGAAAGUGAGCUGCCAGAUCCUGAUCCAGAAAGCCCCACACUUCCAAUUUUAUCAGAAAUACCUGAAUCAGAAAUAGUACCAGCAUCUAGUACAGAGGAAAUUGUCUUACUUGCUGAAGAAACUCUCCAAGCAUGGGACAGGAUGAGACAAGGAGCCAACAAGUUGAUGAAAAUGUACCCAGUUAGGGUUUGUGGGUAUUGCCCUGAGGUGCAUGUGGGUUCUUCCGGGCACAAGGCGCAGAACUGUGGAGCUCACAAGCAUCAGCAACGAAAUGGGCAGCAUGGCUGGCAGAGGGCAGUUCUUGAUGACUUGAUACCCCCAAGAUAUGUGUGGCAUGUUCCUGAUAUCAAUGGUCGUCCAAUGAAGAGAGAACUUCGUAGCUUUUAUGGUCAGGCACCUGCCGUGGUAGAAUUGUGUGUACAAGCUGGAGCUGCAAUUCCUGAACUAUAUGCACCAACCAUGAGAUUGGAUAUAGGAAUUCCUGGAAGCAUUGAGGAAGCUGAAAAGGUGAUCUAAAGUGAAAUUGCAAUCUCAAAAACCAAAAAGAAGAGUAAAAGAUUGAGAAUAUUCCGAGAUGAUGAAAUAAUUAAAGUGAAGGUGUCUGCAUCAGUUAUAUCCAAAUUUCCUACAAUGACUAUUUGCUUGUGCGUCAUGAAAAGAAAAUGUCGUGGAGCGACUUAGAAGAUCACUCGUCUUUCGAUGAAUCAUCAUCGAGUUAUACAGAAUCAGACGAUGGAAGAUAUUGGAGGUACCUUAGAUUUCAUGGACUUCUUUAUUUAAAAUUUUGUGCUUAUCGGUUAUCCUUCAACCAAAAUGAAUACAAUUUCAAUUAUCUUAAUUUUCCAAGAAUCAUAGUAGUAUGUGUCAAAUUUUGGCUUGUAAAAGCAUCUUGUAAGUCAGUUUGAUUACAUCAAUUUUUUUUAAUGUGUAAAUAAAAAUAUAGUCAAGUGGAAUCUUGUUUGAAUCGUCUUAUGACAUGUUUUUAUAAUAUUAACUUUUUA
This is a messenger RNA of Amaranthus tricolor (Joseph's coat), 2281 nucleotides long. RefSeq names its product APO protein 2, chloroplastic. The record is from RefSeq and is a predicted model, not a curated record. Gene Ontology annotation, molecular function: RNA binding. Lineage: Eukaryota; Viridiplantae; Streptophyta; Magnoliopsida; Caryophyllales; Amaranthaceae. Bases 444 to 1796 code for a protein of 450 amino acids. The transcript is spliced from 8 exons.